AUGUUACAGUAUAAAUCCAUGCUGUCGACAGUGCCUUCUGGAGCAAGCUCCACAGGACAUCUAUUGCUGCAGCAACCAUCCAGUAUCGAUGCUAUUCUUUUUGUAAAACCCAGUCUUUCUACCACAGCAGCAGACUCGCCACUUUCUGAAAUAGUUUUUGGGAUGGGUACGCUUAAUGACAGCCCUUCGUCUGCAAACCGACUUUUAUCCUGUGACGCGCCUGAGAUAUUAACAGAACAGCCAUUGAUCACCAAACACGGUCAUACGUCCUUGUCAGUAUCAGUUGAUGUAGCCUUGUCUGAAAGCAUUUCAUCAGAAAAUAGAGAGAAUCAAAGUCAUCAUAUGGAUAGCCUCAAGGUCAACAAUGUGAGGUCGAUAGAAGGGUUAUCAAUAUCACCCAAUCCAUCAACAACACGCACAGAAUCGGUUUUAAAGCCUCCACCAUCGCUCAGCAUUCUUGCUCCAAGUAAUUUAUUGCAUCAAUCUUCAGACGAUCUCAUAUCACCAUACUUUAUGCAAAACUUAAAUCAUCAUUACUCUCCUAAUGCUGCAAUGCAAAGUUUGAUUGCUCAUACAACCCCGUCCUUUCGUAAUCAGCAGCAACAACCUCAAUCUGGAAACCCGCAUCAACACCACAUGGCACCAGCAGAUGCAGCCGGAAGAGGCUCUGGCUACACUGGUGGUGUAUUACCAUUGCUGAUGGGAGUUCUUCCAAGGCGACAUAUGACUCAUAGUAGACGAAUGUCGUCUCAUUUUUUACAAAGCGAUGGCAACUUGGCCAUCGAAGGGACUUUGCAGCAACGCAAUCUGCAACAACCACUUCAGCCACUACAACAUGGAUUUCAGCAACAUACACCAGCUGGUCAAAUUCGUGCUCAGCGAAAAGGUAGAUCCGAGUCUUUGUCAACCAAGUUACGUGACUCAAUAUAUCACAUAGACCGUAGACCAAAUGGAAUUGCCGAGUCUUGCUCUACAUCAAAUACGAGCUUGAAAGUACAGUUUGCUAAUCAGCAAUUGACACAAAGUUUAACAAACACCAACAGUAUGGUGAUCCCUGCUGCUCGAAUUAGCAUUACGUAUGACGCAAGUGGUAGCAUUAUGCACAACAACGAUAUAGAGCUGGAAAGCGAUAUUCGUAUGCUGGACUCACUCCAAAGAAAAACCAGCCAUGUCCAUUCGGUGGAUCAACAAGUAUUGCCAAUUCACGAAUUGAAUCAGGCGGCCAAUCGUGCGUCACUAUCCACGAGUUGCAGAUACUUAAAAACAUCCAGAUCACAUAGCACAAUACAGCAACAAAACAACUUGGAAAGCUCUGUAAACAGAAUUCGACACAUUUCUCUUAUGUCCAUCAAUAAUAUCAAACAGCAAAACCUGGAUUCGAGCGAAGGAUCCAAAGACAGCAGUGGUGCGGCAGUUCAAAUUUCAAACAGCUAUACGUCUGGAAAGAUCAAAACAGACAAUGAGCUGAAUCCUGCCAUCAAUCGGGUGAUUGAUUUGCAUGACGCAAUCAUCAAUGACACUUCAUCAUCUAAAAAAAAGCAUCGAACAGCAAUCCCUAAAGUCAAAUUUUUGGAUCCUUUUUUUCAUCCAUUUGAAGAAAGUCCGACUACUGGGUGGACUCUUAAAUUUCCGCCUACAAUUGAAGCCAUGUUCCAAAUCUAUAUAUUCUAUAUUAUUUUACGCAAAAGUCAAGGAUGGAUUCUUUUGAUAACAACGAUUGGCUGGGCUGUUUUUUGUAUUGCCGACUGGUUAUUAUUUCCUGGAUUGCAACAUUAUACCAGACUAAUAGGAAACCUUGUACCAUUGACAGUUUCAAUUUGCAAUAUUGUUUUAUCGUUUCGUAAAGAUUGGGAAACUCGUUGUUAUCAGGGUCAGUUGGCAUAUACCAUAGUAGCUUACCUUCAAAACCUCAACAUUUCAUACCACAUUGGAUAUCUAAACGCCGUCGAUAUGAAAGAUUUACACGGGUUGAUUUUACUAAAUACCCUUUGUACAGUCAUGAUCAGUUACACAGUUCUUGCCUCGCCAUAUGUACAUAUUUCGAUUGCCUCGUUAAUUUUUUGUGCAACCGAGUUCGUCAUGGAGGUGUCGUUUAAAUACUACUCUACUUCAGAAGCCUACAUUGCAAGUGGUUUGUUGUUUAUCGCAGCCAAUAUCACUGGUAUUUUUUUCAAAUACUCAUAUGAGCUACAUUUACGUAAAGCAUUUGUACGAUAUCGACUGCUCUAUCACAAUCAAGAAGAGCUUACUGAAGCACGCGAGCGAAGUGAUGCCCUCCUCGGAAUGGUAUUACCAGCAAAAAUUGUUGCAUCAAUGCGUUUGAUUGACGAUUCUGAUGCCAAUCGACUUAAAGAAAGUGUCAAUAGUUUGUUUGCAGAGCUACAUGGUGUCACGAUUCUUUUUGCAGAUAUUGCUGGGUUUACCGAGUUUUCUGGAACUGUUACCGCCAGUGCAUUAGUCGACGUGCUUAGUGAGCUGUUUUCAAUGUUUGACGCCAUUGCCAGUGAUUUGCAACUUGAAAAAAUUAAAACUAUUGGUGACUCGAUUCAUAUUGCUGGAGGUGUACCAGAGCAACUUAGAAGCCGUGAAGAAAUUGCUUUAUUUGCCAAACGUGUAUGCAUCAUGGGAGUAGAGAUGAUGAAAGGGUUUAAUCAACUAUGUAUCGAAAAAGGCAUGCAUGUGAAACUACGAGUUGGCAUUCAUACUGGAUCGGUUGUUGGAGGCGUUAUGGGAUUAUGGAAAUUCAAGUAUGACAUUUGGUCCCAGGAUGUCGACAUUGCGUCAUUGAUGGAACAGACUGGCACUCCUGGAAUUCCACACAUUUCUGAAUCAACGUAUGAGUUGAUACAAGACGAUCCCGACUUUUUAUUUUCUCCUGCAGAAACUGUACCAGUUUUGGGUCGGGAAAUCUCUACCUACCAUAUCACAGCAAUGCGAGAGGAAUCAUCAUCAGCCGAGCCAAACACGUUUAUGCUGGGUGGAAUACCUCGCUCAUCUAGCAAAAAUAUCACAGUCACUACAUCAUCAGUAUCCAUGAUGAAACAAAAAAGCUUUCAGUCAAUCAAGAAAAGCGAUGCCAUGACACGGUUUGAUCUUGAGUUGAAUCGAUAUCUGUGUUUGUUUAAAAAUCCUGACAAGGAGCAUGAUUAUCGCACACGAUUUAUGGAGACGUCCUCUGCGUCUUUUGGAACUGCCACAAUCGUUAUAGUGUGUGUCCAAGUCAUCAUAUUUGGUGUACUGCAAACAAUUAACAGUAGCAGAACCUUGCUAUUACUGGAUAUUUUGAUUUUGAUCGCAUUGAUUUUCAUGGGUUUUUUAUUCUAUGUGGCACAGGCUCAGCAUAAUUCCAUCAUUCGUGAGUUUGAGGAUAGAAAAACCAAAAAAAUGUUUGGCAUAGUUAACACUUCGUUGAAUUCUUUAUCGGAAAGCUUGGCGCUUGUUGAUCGACCUCUUUGGCCCUGGUGGCUUCCUAACGCAUUUGCAAUCUCGAUAUUUUUUGUCGCAAGUGUAUCGACCGCUAGUCACAUGAAUACACUUACGGCUCUCACAGCACCAGUAUUGCAUGGAUGUCACACGGUAUUAAUGAUGUUAUAUCUUACCUUUUUUGGCAUCAAAAGUCUUUAUCUGCGAUUAUGGCUUGUUACAUCCACUUUGGCAUAUAUUUUGGGUUUUUUAUACCUUUGCUGGAGUCGAGUUUCUGAUCGACCCGGAAUUGUUGCUAUGAUCAUGGAAACUGUCAUCUUGGCAUCCCUUUGUGUUAUUAUUUUUUCAAUGAGCUGGUACACAGACUUGAUUUCUCGUAUGAAUUUUUUCAUGGAAAGCGAAAACGAGGUUGGAUCUCGCGAAAUGGAGAUAACACAGCAAGCCGCUGAACGAUUGAUUAUGAAUAUAUUACCAUUGUCUGUUGUUCAGCGGUUGGCAAAUGUUGAGCAAAUACAAAUUGCUGAUGAUAGAGAGGAUGUGGCAAUUAUUUUUACCUCGAUCUCAAAUUUCAAGCCAAAUACGUCUGAAAAAGACUGGUUGUGGGUAUUAAAUGACGUCAUUUGUGAAUUUGAUAUUAUAGCUAUGCAGUAUGGUAUCGAAAAGAUCAAAACGAUUGGUACAAAGUACAUGGCAAUGGGAGAACCCAUUGAAAACGAUAAAGAUGACGCUCUUAUACGAACCUGUGAAUUUGGACUAGCUCUAUUGACUUUAAUUCAGGAUAUUAAUCAACGACUAGAUCAAGAUUUUAAACUAAAAAUUGGAGUCAAUGUUGGACCAGCCGUCACAGGUUUGAUUGGAACAAAAACAUUUGCAUUCGAUGUAUGGGGUGACACUGUCAAUGUAUCGUCUCGCAUGGAAUCCACGGGAAAGGAGAAUCAAAUUCAAGUAACGCAAACAGUAUAUGAUAGAUGUAGAGAUAUAUUCAAGUUUGAGGAGCGUGGAACAGUACAUGUUAAGGGAAAAGGCGAGAUGAUGACCUAUUGGCUGGUAGACUAUUUACCCAAUGUAGAAUUAGAUUCAGAUGUACUAUGA
Molecule: messenger RNA, 4515 nt
Organism: Batrachochytrium dendrobatidis JAM81
Lineage: Eukaryota; Fungi; Chytridiomycota; Chytridiomycetes; Rhizophydiales
Exons: 5
Coding region: 1-4515 (1504 amino acids)
Biological process (GO): cyclic nucleotide biosynthetic process; adenylate cyclase-activating G protein-coupled receptor signaling pathway; intracellular signal transduction
Cellular component (GO): plasma membrane
Molecular function (GO): adenylate cyclase activity
Source: RefSeq, a predicted model, not a curated record